AUGGAGCUCCGACUGCUCGCCACGACGCCUUCGGCCUCGCUGCCGCCACGCGGCCUGCGCCUCACCGCCGCCGUUGCUUCACCUCCAGCUCUUGGAGCUCUCAAGGCCUUCGCGGAGGGCGAGGAGGUUUUCUUGCAGCCGGCCUUCGACGUCUCCCGUGGCUUCGGCACCGACCCUUCCGAGAACUUUGUCGCUCGGAACCUCGAGAUCCGGUAUCAGGUCUUCAGCCGGAGUGAUUGGUUGCGCGUCGACCUCGAAGCCCUCGGGCCGGAUUCCGUCCUGGUCUCCGGUCGGCCGCUCCGGGGAACCUCCCUCGGCAUCUCGGCACCCGGGUCCAUUGAGAUCCAAGUCAUCUCCAGCUUCAGCCGCCAGACCACGACGUACUUCCUCGAAGCUUUCAGGUCUUGUGACGGGCCGUGUCCAACCGAAACCUCCACAACGGCAACGACGACCCGCAUCACUUCCACGCUCCUCCCGGGCGUCUCGACCACCACCACGACGUACACCACGACCCAGACGCAGGACACAGAUCACGUGGUCGGACUGAUGACCCUCACGGCGCUGAACUGCCCAGCACUCCGAUCCCAGGAAGGGAAGAGCCGAUUGGAGUUUGGGCUCGCCCAAAUCGCCCAGGUGGAGGAGGCGGUGGUGAGUGUCUCUGUGUGGUGCGAUGGGCGCCGGCUCUCGAGCUCGAGGCAACUGCAGGUGAGCCCGGUGGAGCUCCUGUACUCGAUGGCCUCGGUGGUGGUGGGCGGGGGCAUCGCCACGGCAGACGUCGUGAGGCGCCUGGAAUUGGAGUCUCCGGAGACCAUGACCCAAAAGCUUCAGGCUUCCCUGGAUGCUGACGGCUUUCCCGUGGUGCUGGAAGUCCUGAGCUUGGAGGCCAUCCAGGUGAACCCUGAUCCCACCACCACGGCGACGAGCAGCACCUGGACCUUCACGUCCUCCACGGGGACAGCCACUGCAACGACAAGCACCGCAACGACCACUUCGGCCACGGUGAGCGCUACAAGCUCGCUGACCCUCACGGCAACUUCAAGCACCAGCAGCAGCAUCACGAAAACCCAAAGCACGGCCACCAGCUUCACUUCGACAAGCAGCAUCAGCAGUAGCUCAACUACGACCGCGAGCUCCGCCACGACAGAAACGACAACCCAGAGCACAGUCAGCACUACUUCGGCCACGACAAGCAGAACCAUCACUUGGACAGCGACCUCAACGCGAAGCACCGCAACGCACACAACAAGAACACUAACAUCCAGCUGGACUGCUACAGCCACCGAGCCUGCCGUUUCGACGACCGCGACGCAGUCGGUCACCGCUGUCACCACAACCACUUCGAGCUCCUCUGCAACUACUAUCUCCUCAAGCUCGACAGAAACCGUGAGUUCGGCCACCCAAACGGCUUCUGUGACCAGCAGCCUGUCUUCGACGAUGUCCUCCACGACUUUGUCUUCAAGCUUCACCGCCACCGCCACCUCCUCGUCGUCCACCGUCACAGAGACCUCUUCCACGCUGACCUCCACCUCGAAGUCCACGUCCACCACGCUCUCCUCCUCCACAACCGCCUCCUCCACGACGGCCUCCUCCACGACGCGCACCACAAGCCUCUCCAAGACCUCCACAACGAGCACCACAACCAGCACCGCGUCUUACACCAGAACUUCCUCCAGGACCGGGACCGCCACUUCGGCAACCGAGACUUCCACCAGCUCUUCGACAAGCAAAAGUGGCACCUCGACGCUCACGACCUCCACGUCCUCCAGCAUCUCCAGAACCUCCAGCACCGUUUCUCAAACAUCGAGCACCUACACCAGCGUCACAAGCACAUGGACGCGAAGCAGCACCACCACCGAGACCUUCACCACUGCCACAAACACCAUCACCUUUGCAGAUGGCUUCGGCUACAUCUUCGGCGAGGCGCGGCUUGCGGAGUGCCCUUCCGCGGGGAGCGACGAGCGGCAGCCGGAGCUCCUGGAGGCGCUGGCCCAAGGCAUCGCCUCCCUCGCCGAGGUGGAGGCCUCCCUUGUUGUGGAGCUUCAUCUCUGCCCGGACCAGGAGGCCCGAAGGCUACAGGCGGCCUCGCCCAGGCUGGAGUACGGGAUCCACAUCCCCUCCGACAGGGGGCUGGAGCUCUUCCCGCGCGCCUUCGCGGCGCUCCAGGCCGCCACUGCUGUGGCCCUGCAGGCGGCGCUGAACGCGGCGCUCCGGGGCCAAGGCUUUGAACGGUCAAACCUGACCGUCGAAGACGCCUCCGUUUCCUCCGGGGCCCCUCCCACGACGCGAACUAGCUCCACAGCGACCAGCACCACCACAACGACCACCAUCUUAUGCCCCGGAAAUCCUGUGUGCUCCGGUUCUGGCAGCUGCGUCCAGCAGGAGACAGGUGACUGGGCUUGCGAAUGUCGAGAGACCUUCUCGGGCGAGGAUUGCACGAUUCGUGAGUGCCCACCCUGCGCGAACAAUGCGAGCUGCCUCGAGGGCCCGCAGGACCUUGAGGCGGUUUGGGGAUGCGAUUGCAUCGAGCCCUACUAUGGGCCUCGCUGUGAAGAGAAGCGCUGCCCCGGAAACUGCACCAACGCCGGUGACUGCGACACUGCCACGGGCUUGUGCUCCUGCUUUGCAGGGAGUUUGGGCGAGGACUGUGCCCAGCGAGAGGUUCCUCUGACGAACGCCAUUGAGAUCGCCAUUGUGUUCGGCUUGCUGGGUUACGAAGACGAGAACAGGUCAGCACCAGCUUAUGAUGGCUCGGUGGAUCUCUUGUCCCCGGCAGUGCAGGCCCAUCUGCUGCGGACCUGCACCGAGGCCCGUGCCGACGCGCGGCUCCUGGUGAAGAGCGAGCUCAGCUGCUGGAUCGAGAGCUUCGCCGAGUUCAUGCCUUUGGUCGGAGGAGCCUUCCCUGUGAAUGACUCCGAGAUGGUCCAGGAAGCCUUCCAGGCCUUCAUGCACCAGAACGUGGCCAGUUUGAAUAGUUAUCAGAAGGAUGUCCGGACAGCUGGCGAGGACUUUGCAGGCCGUGUGAUGUUCUCCAGGCUCCGCAUGAAGGUGAACAUGGCGGUGAAUGCUGCAAAGGAGCAGAAGGAUGUGGUUCGGCAGCGCUGGCAGGACUAUGUAGAGUCCUUGAACCAGAGGGCCCCGCCAGAAGCUGGACAAGCCAUGAUGGUGUCCUGGGUGUGGACCAGCAUGGCUCUUGAGGAGUCCGUCUUUUCCAGCACAAUCCUGGCCUUUUCACUUUCCUUAUCCACUUCGAUGGUGGCGGUGGCCCUCUUCACCCGCGACAUAGUGCUGGCCUCCUAUGUCUGCUUGAACAUUUUGCUGGUGGUCUCGGUCCUCUCGGGCUUCCUCCUGAACGUCCUGGGCUACGACUUCGGCGUGGUCGAAGCGAUCGGCGCAACGAUCUUCGUGGGCCUCAGUGUUGACUAUUGCCUCCAUCUAGCACACGGAUACCACACGGCCAGUGGCCGGCAGGCCAAGGUACGGGUGCACCAUGCGCUCGUAAUGCUGACGCCGACCAUACUGGGAGGCGCCCUGACCACGAUUGCCGGCUGCGCGUUCCUACUUCCGUGCCGCAUCUUGCUUUUCAGAAAGCUUGGUUGGACCUUGAUGCUGAACGCCAUCAUCGCCAUCACGUACACCUUCACGUUCCUUGCGCCACUCCUGAUGAUA
Molecule: messenger RNA, 3666 nt
Organism: Symbiodinium necroappetens
Lineage: Eukaryota; Dinophyceae; Suessiales; Symbiodiniaceae
Source: the annotation of a GenBank genome assembly